AUGUGCGCAAAGAGGCGAGCUAGAAGGUGGCGAUUUCCAGUCACGUUGAGCAUUUUGUCGGUUUCGAUUGCGAUGGUCGGUGGUUUGCUUGUCGUCGACGAUAAUGCAGAAGCUGCAGCAAUAGAACUAACGAGUGCUAAUGGAACUGAUAAAACUGAUAACGGAAAUGAAAAAAUUGAUAAUCACAAUAAUGCUGGUGCAGAUCGUCAGCGGCGUUCUUAUGCAAAUUGUUUUGGAACUGAAAAAUUUCUGCUAGUUGGGUAUGCGAACUGUCACCUAACCACUGAAAGGAGUCCACCUCCUGGAAUGUGUCCUUACCAUACUCUUUAUCAGCUCAGUACUUAUUCGCAUACGCAAUGGGAUUGUGCGAAUGUACGAAUGCAUUUGUUGAUUGGUGAUAACGAGCGACCGAGAGUUUUGAUUAUUGGAUCAAGUCGAGAUUCUGGUAAUUAA
Molecule: messenger RNA, 453 nt
Organism: Anisakis simplex (herring worm)
Lineage: Eukaryota; Metazoa; Nematoda; Chromadorea; Rhabditida; Anisakidae
Source: the annotation of a GenBank genome assembly